This is a messenger RNA of Mytilus trossulus (common blue mussel), 1627 nucleotides long. Its product is annotated as autocrine proliferation repressor protein A-like. Lineage: Eukaryota; Metazoa; Mollusca; Bivalvia; Mytilida; Mytilidae. The transcript has 14 exons. The record is from RefSeq and is a predicted model, not a curated record. The coding region runs from base 64 to 1512 and encodes 482 amino acids.
AAUAAUUAUCUACAUUUGAUAUUCAUUUCACGUGCUCCUGCACCGAACCGUACGUCUACGAUCAUGUUCUGUAUAUUUGUGCUUGGCAUUCUUAUUCAUGGAGCAUUACCAGCAGCUCUUGAUGAUUAUGUAUAUCGGAAUGACCCGUAUUACAAGUUUGAGGAGAUUGGGAAAGAGUCAGGGCCUGGAUAUACCAUGUAUAUGAUAAAUAUGACUUCACAAAAAUGGAAAACAGAGGAUAGACUAGAUCAUCCGAUAUGGUGGCAUUACUUAGCAAUAACAAUACCAGACAAAAUUGUGUAUAAAGAUGCCGCUUUCAUGCUGAUUGAUGGUGGCUCAAAUACCGAUGCACCACCUACUGUAAGUGAUAACUUUGUGGCCCUGACUGUAGCCUUUGCUGUGUCGACAGGUUGUAUUGGUGCUGACUUAAAAAUGAUUCCUAACCAACCAAUCGUAUUCAAGGAUGAUCCAGAACAGAAAAAAAGAAAAGAGGAUGCUGUUAUCGCUUGGACAUGGAAAACCUUUGUUGAGAAGAAUUCAUCGGAUCCUGAAUUUUUAUUACGUUUUCCUAUGACUAAGGCUAGUGUAAGGGGAAUGGAUACCGUAGCAUCCAUUUCAAAACAAAAGACUGGAAAUGUCAUCAAUAAAUUUUUCAUUGCUGGAGCAUCUAAGAGAGGUUGGACAACAUGGACAACAGCGGCAGUUGACAAGAGGGUUGUUGCUAUGGCACCGCUUGUAAUGGAUCUUCUUAACAUGCAAAAGAGUCUCCAUCAUCAUUACAGAUCUUUAGGUGGCUGGACUUUUGCCUUCGAUGACUACUAUCAUUUAAAUUUCACUCAAGAUCUGGAUAAUCCGAACACUACUAAAAUGGCCACAUACAUUGAUCCAAUUUCAUAUAACAGCAGGUACACAUCAAUACCCAAAAUGAUAGUAACAACUGGCGGAGAUGAGUUCUUUAUACCUGACGACUCUCACUACUACUUUGGUGAGCUGGAUGGUCCUAAACUUCUCAGGAAAUUACCGAAUGCAGAACAUAGUAUGGCUGGUCAUGAAAUAGGUCUAUUGUUUUCUCUGAGGGCAUUCUUCUUGUCUGUUAUCACGAAUACAACAUUACCAGGCAUGAGUUGGCAGAAAGAAUUCACACCAACCGGCGGUAAAAUAUACUUAAAGACUGAUAGAGCACCAAAAACAGUACAGGCGUACCACGCAAAAACCACUGAUAACAAAAGGCGAGAUUUUCGUUUAGUAAUCGGACAACCUGGUGACCCGUCCAAAGCUUUUCCACAUAUUGUUCCAUGGGUUGCUGAAAAUGUUAAAGAUAUGGGUAACAACACUUACAUGGCUGAAUUUACCAAUCCACCAAAUGGUCGCUGGUUAGCUUUCUUUAUUCAGGCUACAUUUGAUGGAAUAGAUGAAACAGUUCAUGAAUACACAACAGAAACCAUGAUCAUACCCGACACCUUUCCAUUUCCGGACUGUACUGGGAAGACAUGUCGAGGAACACUAGUUUAAGGGAGAAUAUGUUAUAUUAUUACACUGUAGAAUUAAAAAAAAAUAGUUUGCUUAUUUGAUUUGUUGAUAAUUUAUGCUAGUCGUUUUAGAUUGGAGUAUUUAUAAUAAGUUGUUG